This is a messenger RNA of Penaeus indicus, 2985 nucleotides long. RefSeq lists its product as uncharacterized. The record is from RefSeq and is a predicted model, not a curated record. Bases 46 to 2172 code for a protein of 708 amino acids. The transcript has 8 exons. NCBI's taxonomy places the organism in Eukaryota, Metazoa, Arthropoda, Malacostraca, Decapoda, Penaeidae.
GUGUGUUCCUUUAGGAUUUUCAUCUAUGUAGCAGGAGUUACAACAAUGGAUGUUGUAAGUGUUGGAAAUAUCUGCAGUAAUCCACACAAACUGUACCAGCCGUGUAAGCUGUGGAUUCAGAAGCAGUGUCCCAGGCUCCCAGUAUCAUGUGUUUAUGUCCAUAGUUACUUUUGCCCAGAUAAAGAGUCCUGUAAGAGAGAAUUUUGCACGCUUCUGCACCAUAACUUGGAGAACACACAGUCGGAUAGCAGUAAAAAGAAUGAUGGUUAUGAAGCAUCUCCGCAGAGCUGUGUUGGUAAAGAAGCUAAGAAAAAGGGUUUUACCAAGUCCAAGCCUCCCGAAUUGAUUAUUAUUGAUGAUGAUGAUGAUGAUAUGCAUGUAAGCAGUCCUUCACCUACAUUUGAUGAUGAAUUAUGUCAGGAACUUGAAGAAAUAGGAGAGGAACUAGACAGAUUCACAGAAGAAACUGUUGUCAAUUCAGAUUUCACCAGGAACAAGGAAUUUCAAAUUUUAUGUAGCAGAGAUGGCAUGGAAUCCAAUAAGAAUGCAGAUCUCAAAAGAAAACCAGCUGAAAGUAGAAAAUCACCCUCUUCAUUUGAAUUUUUUAGUUGUCUGGCCAGCAAAGAGGAAAAUGCUUUCAAUCCUCAAAAGUGGUUGGAUGAUUUCUGUUUUAAGUCUUCUGAGAAACCAAUAGACAGAGAGAGUGACAACAUAGAGACCGUGAGCAGAAUUAGAUCUGAGGUUGGUCAGAGUGAAAAGGAAAUUGAAGAUGAUUCUGCAGAGACCAAAUUGUUGCUUAAGCAGAAGUCACAGUUAAUGAAAAAUGCCAAAUUUUUAAUUGAUCAAAAAAAGCUAUUAACCACUGAAAGAGAUAAUGUUAUAAAACGGGUCAAGGGAGGUUCAGUAAACCAGUCAAAAAUCUCAAGAGUCUUGGAUGAAAAUGCGCGUCUGACAAAGGAGCUAUCUGCUCAUCUGCAAAGUAUCACCACAAAUAUUCAGAAAAUAAAUGAAAAGAUAGGCCAUUUAGCAAAAAAGAAUGUAAGAAAAGCAGACUCCGUCCCAGUUAAUUUAUCAAAGGAAAAGGAGCUGUUAUUAUCUAGUCAUGGGUCAGAAGUGAAACAGAGCCUAAAAACCAAGGAGAUAUUUGACAAGAUAACAAAUAGUUUCCAAGCCCAAAAUUUUUCCCCCAAUCGAAAACAAUCUUCGGGUAAAACAGAAGAAGCAAAUGUUAAAUCACCAGAUUCAGAACAUAGGACCUGGGAAAACGCACCCCAACACACUGACCAGAAUCACAAUGUAUCUCCGCAAAGAUCCUGUAGCAGUAAUGGAGAUCAGACCCAAGGAGAAAUGGCCAAAGAAAAACAGGAUGUGAUUGAUGAAGAAACAAACAGUACGAGUCAAAGUUAUGAAUCAGAAGGAAAAGAGAAUAUAAGCAAUAAAGAAAACACCACUAGCAGUAACAAGUUCUCCGAUGAUGAGACAAAAAUUGUGUCCUGUGGAAGCAGCCACACCACAGAAACAGAAACAUCCCAGAAUAGUGUAUCAGCCAAAGACAAAUUCGUCCCCAAUGCAAAGGGAAUUGAAGUAAAGGCAAAUAGAUCUUCAAAGGAUAAGAAUACAUACUGGUGCAAAAAGUGUAAUGCAUUCUAUACUUCGGUCUUUGGUUAUGUAGAACAUUUGGAAUCGAUUUCACACUUCGAAAAUGUAAAGAAUGGCAGUCAAACUCGAGGCAGAAUUACUGGGAGUGGUUGUAAAGGAAAUGACGGAGUUAGUGAUGCGCUACCACAAGGAGUGGAAUUUCUUCAUUCAACAACAGUCUUCUUUUGUGAACUCUGCAGUCAGGUUAUGUAUGACAAAGAUGAGGCUAUCCUCCAUCCACAGAAGUCACAACACUUGACGAAAUACAAAGAGCACAUUCAAGCAAAUGUCACACAGGAAAUCCAGUUCAUGAAAGAAAAGAUGUCGGCGCUUACGGAAUACUGCAAAAAGAGACAAGCGAAGGUAGUCAAGAAUGCACCUGUUGCCAUCACAGACUGUCCUGCAGAGUCUUCCAAGUCAUGCACAGUCUCCCCUGAUAAGGAGACAAGUAAUUUAGACAGCAGUAGUAGAACCAAACACAAGCUCACCAAUGAACAGAGUGAACAUUAUAAAAAGAAUCGAGUGGGAAGAUAGUCUAGUCUUUUAUGAAAGGAUCUGAUUGAUUGAUUGAUUGAUUGAUUGUUUUUUUUUUUUUUUUUUUUUUUUUUUUUUUUUUUUUUUUUUUUUUUUUUCUUCUUCUUCUUCUUCUUCUUCUUCUUCUUCUUCUUCUUCUUCUUCUUCUUCUUCUUCUUCUUCUUCUUCUUCUUCUUCUUCUUCUUUUUCUUCUUCUUUACUCCUCCUCCUCCUCCAGUUUCUCUUUUCUAGUGUGAUAUGUGAGCUUUACUGCAUGUUAUCUCUGAUUUUUCUAUCCAAUUCAGUAAGAAGAUAAGUUACGUUCAUUCCCUUGUAUAUAUCUUAGGUAAAAUAUCUUUCGUGUACAAUAUUUUUAUAUACAGAGAGAAUCAGUGUUUAUGUUGUUUUUACUGUGUACAAGUAUGUGAAGUCUGUGAUAUAUUCAUCUUUAUGAAACUUGUGUAUACAAGAUUAUUGGAAGCUAUACUUAAGUAAAUACUCUGUCCAUAGUUGAAAAAAAAAACACAUUGUCCUGGAUUUUUAAAUAAACAUUCAGAUUUUUACACCUCAGCAUGUAACCAGGAAUAACUCCUAAAUAUGUGUUUAAUUUAACGGUUAGGAUAGCAUUGUUGUACAGUCACAUAGUGUGUCCAACAUGAUAUGACUUUGCAUUUACAAGUGACUGAUUAUUGAAUAUAAGAGCUUUUACAGUGUGAAUUAUUUUAUAUAAUUUCUGGUAUUUUUAUACAUUUUAAUUUUUUACAUAAUAUUUUUCACAUUAGGUAAUAAAAUAUUUGUGGAUGUACUUAAUACAUAAUAAAAGGAGGAACCAUU